UCUAAUACCCCAAGAAUGGGGGCAGCUGCCGCUCGUGUCUUCAACCCGCUGGGAGGCCAUCUGAUCCCCCUCUGUAUCUGGACUUUCCACAGCGUCUUAACAUACAAAAGAAACAGCAGCGAUGUUCGGUUUUUGUUCUUGUUCGGUUUGAGGCGACGAAAGAAAAAGAAACGGCGGCUUGACUUGUCGUUGGGGACUUUUGGGGGGCAUGCUUGUCCACACCGUCGGGAAAGAGCAGAGAGUGACAGUCAAUUCUGUCCGUUCCCAUCUGGAGACAUGCACUGGACGGUGGCUGAUUGCAAAGCGCUGCUGCUGCUGAUUGUUCUACUGUGGGAUGGAACUGGAGCCUUUGGACUGAAAGCCAUAGGAUGGCCGCUUUAUUCUCAGAAGCCCCUGCUGCUGGCGUGGAACGCCCCGACAGAGGACUGCUUCCCGCGGCACCGCGUCUCCCUUCAGCUUGACCAGUUCCAGAUCGUGGCCUCCCCCAACGAGGGCUUCGUGAAGCAGAACCUUACCAUCUUUUACAAUGACCGCCUGGGCCUGUACCCCCACUUCGAGCCUGACGGAACGCCUGUUAACGGUGGUCUGCCGCAGGUCGCCAGUCUGGCGCAUCACCUGGACAAGAUGCCAGAGGGGGUGAAGAAGUACAUACGUGAGCCCAGCGCCAAAGGCCUGGCGGUUAUUGACUGGGAAGAAUGGCGCCCCCUUUGGAUACGCAACUGGGAGGCUAAGGACAUUUACCGCAGGCAUUCUCGCGAGCUGGUGCGACAGAAAAACCCCACCUGGCCGCCCGAGCGGGUGUCCAAAGUGGCCCUGCAGGAGUUUGAGAUGUCCGCCAAGAAGUUCAUGCUGGAGACGUUGAAGCUGGCCAAGCACCUGAGGCCCAACCAGCUUUGGGGCUUCUACCUGUUCCCGGACUGCUACAACCACGACUACAGGCGCACCCUGGAGAGCUACACGGGCCGCUGUCCCGACGUUGAGGUGGCGCGCAACGAGCAGCUCAAUUGGCUGUGGACUGAGAGCACCGCGCUCUUCCCGUCCAUCUACAUGGGCAAGGUGCUGCGCUCUUCCGCCUCCGGACGCCAGUUCGUGAGGAACCGUGUGAAGGAGGGCAUGCGCUUGGCGUCGUCGGGUGACGGGCUGGCGCGCCCCGUCUUUGUGUACACUCGACCCACGUACAUGAACUCCCUGGAGCAGUUGACAGAGACGGACCUGGUGUCAACCAUCGGGGAGAGCGUGGCUUUGGGAGCAGCGGGCAUCAUCCUGUGGGGAGACGCAGCCUAUGCCAGCAACAAAACCACCUGCUCGGAGCUGGAUGCUUAUCUCCGGGGUCCAUUGGGCAAAUACCUCCUCAACGUCUCCACGGCAGCCGAGGUAUGCAGCCAGGCUCUGUGCUCUUCCCACGGCCGCUGUCUCCGGCAGGACCCUGACGCCGAAGUUUACUUGCACCUGAACCCCGACACACACAGCGUGCGGGCCGGUCUCGGCGGCAAGCUGGAAGUGGUAGGCGAGCCGGGCCAGGCGGACCGGGCGGGCUUCGGCGCCGGGUUCCUGUGCCAGUGCUACAGCGGCUUCGAAGGGGAGCGCUGCGAGAAGAUGGACCCUCUGUACCAGAAAGGAGCGGCGUAUACAAUCUCAGCAUUGACACUGCAGCGUGUGAUCUUACUGCUUUUUUAUGUCGGGGUGCAACACAUACUGUAGACCAGGGGGACUCAAACUUUUUGGGUCUCUGGAAACUCUUACCUGGGUUGCAAAGGGAGGGAAAUUGCUAAAGGGGAAAGUAUCUGGAAAGUUUACAGUAAAUGUCUAUGGGAAGUUAAGAUGGAGAAUUUAGGAAAUAUUCUCAAUUGGAAACUUUGUGAAUCAUGUGAAUCAUGGGAGUUUAUGAUAAUUUCAUGCAAAUCAUAUUCAAUCAUAAAUACAACAACAAAAACAUCUACAAAACAUGGGACAUUAUUCCUGCAAUAAUAUGGCUAUUGUUCUAAAAAAAAAAAAAAAAAAAAAAAAAAACCCCCGCCUAAAACAAGACAAAA
Phycodurus eques (leafy seadragon) is the source of this 2033-nucleotide messenger RNA. Its product is annotated as hyaluronidase-2-like. NCBI's taxonomy places the organism in Eukaryota, Metazoa, Chordata, Actinopteri, Syngnathiformes, Syngnathidae. Gene Ontology annotation, molecular function: hyaluronoglucuronidase activity; hyalurononglucosaminidase activity. The record is from RefSeq and is a predicted model, not a curated record. The transcript is spliced from 5 exons. Gene Ontology annotation, biological process: carbohydrate metabolic process; hyaluronan catabolic process. Bases 16 to 1701 code for a protein of 561 amino acids.